Messenger RNA from Myotis lucifugus (little brown bat), 1926 nucleotides. RefSeq names its product chromosome unknown C14orf39 homolog (gene CUNH14orf39). The transcript is spliced from 18 exons. Gene Ontology annotation, biological process: meiotic DNA double-strand break processing involved in reciprocal meiotic recombination; spermatogenesis; oogenesis. NCBI's taxonomy places the organism in Eukaryota, Metazoa, Chordata, Mammalia, Chiroptera, Vespertilionidae. The record is from RefSeq and is a predicted model, not a curated record. Bases 178 to 1926 code for a protein of 582 amino acids. Gene Ontology annotation, cellular component: central element.
UGUGACUGGCGUAGUCUCGCGGGACUUGGAUCUGGCUCUUCAGCUCCUCGGCCGGGGCCCAGCGGGCAGUUCCGGGUUGGCGUCUGCCUUCGCGUGCCGGGCGUUCGAUUCUGAGUGGAUUCUGGGACCCGGGAAAGGAAGGGAGUGGACGUUCGGUCCCGAGGGGCCGUAUCCAAGAUGAAUGACAGCCUAUUUGUCAGUUUGGACAGACUUUUGCUAGAAUUUGUUUUUCAGUAUGAGCAAGAUAUAAGUACUAAAGAAGAUAUGAUUCGACGAAUUAAUAAAAGCUUUGAAGAUAUUAAACAAAAUAAAGCAAUAAUUUGUAAGAUACAGGAAACUAUAAAUACAACAGAUGAGGAAAUUGGUUAUUACUGUAAACAUAGUAAGGAAAUCAAAGACAACUGUAGUAAUUGGAAGCCAACAUGUGAUGUUUUUCAUAAAUAUGAAGACUAUAUGAAGGACCAAUUUACUAUUUAUCAGGAAACAAUUGAAAAAGACAAAAAAAUGUACCAUGGUUAUAUAUGUCAGUAUAAAGAUGUUUUGAAGCAAUACCAACUAAAAUACUCAGAAGCACCCCUUUCACGUGAAUAUUAUGAGAAGAAAAGAGAACAUGAAGAAAUUCAAAACAGAGUGUUGGCAUGUACUGAACAACUAAAAAUGAAUGAAACUAUUUUUAUGGAAUUUCUAGUGCCUGCUCCCUUUCCAUCACUUACUAAAUGGACAUUACAUAUUGUUAAUUUGAGAUGUAAAACACAAGAUAUUCUUAGACAUGCCAACAAUUUUUCCAAAAUUUCAUGUGAAUUGAAGAAAGAAGUAGAUGAAGUGGAAAUAGAAAUUAAAUAUUUAAACCAGCAGAUUACAAGAUUUUAUGAAACUAAGAAUCUGGAAGAGAAUACUAAAAAUAUAGAAAAAAGAAAGGAAUUGAAAGAAAGAAUUUUUGAAAAAGAUGAACAACAUGUACUUAUAUUGAAUAAAACCUCUCAGAAAAGUCAAUUAUUUCUUCCAAAUGAAUCUCAGAAAUUAGUCAGACCAAUAAAUAUUCUAUCUUCAGAACCAAGAGUUAUAGAUAAAAAAGAAGACAGUUCUACGAAGCAGUCAAAGCUUGGCAGUGUUGACUCCAAACAAAAAGAAAACAAUAUGCAGAUAUUUAAUGACUCUGCUAUGAAUAACCACUCAAAAUGUUCACAUGUUACAGCUAUUAAAAGUUCACAGAAUUUUAUGCAGUUCAGAUUGCUAACCCCACAGAAACAGUCAAACUUCAAUCAAUGGUUUGAAAAAGGAGAUACAGAUGCUGAGUGUGGAGAUACAGGGACAGUAAGACAAUUGAAAGAAUCAAAAUGUACUUCACAAGUUAUACAUGAAGAACAUUUGGGGAAGCCAAUAGAUAAUAAUAAUGAAGUAGAAGAAAGGGCUGAGAAUUUUGCACAGACUUCUGAAAUUCCUUUAUUUUUAAGAACCCCUGAAGCUGUGAAAACACCUGAAUCUUUGGAGAAAUUACUGUUCUCUAAAACCCCCCCACUUGAAAUUAACAGAAACAGAAAUACAAUGCCUGAAGAUCAAACACAAAAGGAAUCCCCUGGGUUUUCUUUUCUUAUGAGUUAUACUUCUAGAUCACCUGGAUUGAAUUUAUUUGAUUCUUCUAUAUUUGAUUCAGAAAUCUCAUCAGAUAAGUUUAAUGAACACUAUUCUGCAGGAAAUUUAAAUCCUCUCUCAUCACAACAAGAAGUUGGAAACUUAUUUGGGAAACCAGAAGAUGCCUUUACAUUUUCUUUUCCAUCAGACUCUUCAACUCAUACAUUUGGAGCUGGAAAAGAUGAUUUUAGUUUUCCAUUUUCAUUUGAACAGGAUCAAAACUCAACACCCCCUUCUUCUGUAAAAGGUUUUUCAUCUUCCUCACAAAAUACAACUCAGUUUACUUUUUUUUGA